Molecule: messenger RNA, 2349 nt
Organism: Rubroshorea leprosula
Lineage: Eukaryota; Viridiplantae; Streptophyta; Magnoliopsida; Malvales; Dipterocarpaceae
Source: the annotation of a GenBank genome assembly
AGUGUCAUUACUAGUACUAAUACAGUUCAUUGAUUCAGGUCAUUUUUCUUGGAAACAAUGCAGGGAGAAAGCAACAGUUUCAAUCCCUUCCAAGAAAUUUACUACUUGUUCAACAGCGAAUCUGGUCCAAGAAUACUGAACUUGCUUCAACUGAUGGAAGCACCUAAUCCUCAACAGGACCCACUUGGUCAACCUGGUUUUAGCCAGGAACCCGGUCAUCGCGCCAGUUUUGAUCUUUUGACUUGGGAACGAUCACCUUCUCCGCUACCUGGUUCAAGGUUCGAAGGAAGGCAUUUUGAGCCAAACACUACCCCUUACCAGGGUGGCUCAAGCUCGGACUCAGGACUCCAUCUCUCCAAUGGCACCCCGUCAACUUUUCAAGUGGCUAAUUUUGGUGCACCACCGGGAGGCAUUGACCUAAAUCUUCCAUCCAUUUACAGUCCUUUUGGCCCUAUUGUGCUAACUUCAAGGACAGCUCGAUAUGAAGUGGAUGAUAAUGCCAUCUUGCAGAAUCCUUCAGCAGAUGGAAGACAUUUUUUGUUGGCAAGAAGAGAACCAGAAGAUGCUUCUAGACAGUUGUCUGUGGGUGGUAGUUCAAGCUCUUCUCAGCAAGCUCAGAACUAUGAACAGCAGGUUGGCAUUUUUGAACAGCUUGGUGUUGUUGCUCGAGGAAACACCAGCGGCAGCGUAAACCGAUAUGAACCACUAAACCUGAAUACCAAUCGAAAUUCUCUGACCGGACUCUCAGAGAGCUCUCAGAGAAAUGUCCAUUAUAGAAGGACAACUGACUUCCAGGGAUACAUACCGACUUGGCCUUCAAACAGUGUUAACGUGCAAUCGCAUAGCCAACCAACACUGCAUUUUCCAUAUGACCCUUUUCUAAAUUAUGCUAGCUCAUCAGCAGCUCCGUUUAACGCAACCCCAGGUGCCCAACCAAUUACUCAGGGAUAUAACUUUUUACAAAAUUUACAUCCUACACAAUUGAAUGGGGAAAACAUGUUUGAUGGUUUUCAUCAAGAGCAUAACUCAAUGGACAGAUCAGCAAGCUAUAUGAUUAGUCCUUCUGAUUUCAUAACUCCGGUGUUUGAACGGGGAUAUUUGGAGAACAGGCAUUGGAACAUGAACAUGGCCUUUCAUGAAGCAGGAAGCUUGGCACACGGUGCAGGAAUUAUUGCAGCAAAUCUUCAUGCACCUUCUACUUCAACAUUUCCCCAAACAAAUUGGGCCAACCAACACAUAAUGGAAAACCUCGUCGUGAAUGGCUUGGAGUCGUCGCAAGGUCAUUACCACCACCCAAUGCAUGGUGUUCGUACUACUGUGAAUCAAAUGGAAGUUUCCAUCGGAGGUGAUCAUGGUCAUGCCAGCUCCACUCAGGCAGGUCAAAGAGUUGCGAGACGAGGAGUUAGAGGACCAUCCCCUCGCAUCCGAUCUCCAACUGCUGCUCAAAGGAGAAGAAGAUUAAUAAAUGAGGUUCGUGAAGCCUUGGACAAUUUCAGAAGGGUGGGUGGCGAACAUUUUCUGGAGCUAAUUGUCCUGGGAGAGCAAUUCGAAAUCAUUGCAAAUGAGGUAGAGCAAAUCCAAGUCGUUGAAAAUGGAUUAACUGAGGACACAAUCAUGGCACGUCUGAACGGGGAAACAUAUCAUCCUGCUGAGGCAGAGGAACACAGGGCAUGCGGUAUCUGCCUGGAUGAGUAUGCUGAAGGGGAUCUUCUGGGGAAGCUGGAUUGUGGACAUGACUAUCACUUCGAGUGUAUCAAACAAUGGCUUAUGAGGAAGAAUUCAUGCCCCAUGAAUAAGAAGCCCAUUGUCAUUAACAUGACAGUAGCUCCAAAGGACAAUACUUCUGGCGAGAAAGAACACCAUUUCAGCAAAAGAGGUGCAUUUACAGAGAACUUGCCUUUAGAAGUCGACAGCAAUCUGCAAUGGCCUAAUACUGCAUAUGCCAAUAAUUCUUCUAACCCUAUUGUGCUAACUUCGAGGACAACACAAUAUGAAGUGGAGGAUAAUGUCAACUGGCAGAAUCCUUCACCAGAUGGUAGUUCAAGCUCUCAACGAGCUGAGAACUAUGAACAACAGGCUGGUUUUUUUGAACAACUUGGUGUUGCUGCCCAAGGAAAUGCUAGAGGCAGGUUGAACUUGAAUGCCAAUAUCACAGAACAGGCUGGAUCCUCUAGGAGGAAUGUUCGUUUGAGAACAUAUGAACAACAGCAUUCCAUGCCUACAGAGAAUUGCAUUUAAUACAUGUUUGCUGGAGAGUUGACAGAUCUGCACCAUUUUCUUCAAAAUGCAUUUUGUAGUCUAGUAAUCAAAUCUCAACCUCCAAGCAACUAUUAAAUACACCUAUUUCAU